AUGAAUGGGAAUAGAAGAAGAAACGUUCAUCAGGUUCCAGGAUGUUUAGGUCGUAUGGUUAACCUAUUCGAUUUCGGAACAGCUGGUAGUGGGAAGAAACUGCUCACUGAUAAACCCUACUUUAAUGAUGGGUUUAUAAAGAGUAAACAGUUUGAUCAGAUAGAAGAUAAAGUUGAUGUGAGGACCGUUAAUGUCAAUGGAACUCCGAUGAAGAUGCUACUAGCUGAGGAGAUGUCUAAAGAAAUGGAACUUAAUCUCGGUUCCACAAACUUGGUUGCCAAGUUAAUGGGUCUUGAUUCUUUCCCUCAGACACAACCGGAUGCAGUUGUUAGAAGAAGUAAUAGCUCAAAGCCUCGGCUAAACAGGUCGUUAAGUCAAGGGGAGUGUAGAGAUGUCUAUGAGAUUUGGGAGAAACCAAAUGCAGAGGGUUUAAGCAAGAAGAAGAUGGACAUUGUCCGUGAGAAGUUCUUAGAGGCUAAACGUUUAGUUACAGACGAUAAGCUUCGAGAUUCCAAAGAGUUUCAAGAAGCUAUGGAAGUUUUGAGUUCAAACAAGGAGUUGUUCCUCGAGUUUUUGCAGGAGUCGAAUAGCUUCUUCUCUCAUCAUCUCCAUACUUUCCAGUCUACUGCGCCACCAACUCCAGAGAAGUCUAAGAGGAUCACUAUUUUGAAGCCUUCAAAAACCGUUGAUGAUGUGAGAGAAGGAACUAAGAGUGAAAAAGGUCUUCAUAUGUUUAAAUGGAAUGGUGAAGAAGAAUAUCCGACAAAGCAAACAACUAGAAUAGUUGUACUGAAACCUAAUGGCCAUGUCACAAAGGCUUCUUCAUGUCCAACCUCUCCAAGAGGUUUACCUGUGGAUGACUUUGAGGAGAUAAAAGAUGUGGCUAGGAGAGUGAAGAGGCAGAUGCUCAAGGAAGAAACUUCACAUUCUUCUGUCUUCUCCAACGGCUAUGUAGGUGAUGAUAGUUACUACGCAGAUUCUGAGAUCAUAUCACCGGUUUCUAGGCAUUCAUGGGAAUAUAUCAAUAAGUGUGAUAGCCUUUUUUCUUCUUCGCCUUUUAGCAUAGCCUCAGGUUCUCCAGAGUCAUCAUCUGUCUGCAGAGAGGCUAAGAAACGGCUUUCAGAAAGAUGGGCAUUGAUGGCAGCACCGAAUGAGAAUGUGCAGGAGGAGGCUGAAGUUAUUCAGAAGAAAGGCACUUAUAUUUCUCUAGGUGAGAUGCUUGCACUUUCAGAAGAAGCAAAUGAUUGUAAUGAAGAACAUGAUGUUAGAGUGUAUCCCUCUUGCUUAGCUGGUGAUUCCAGUAGAGAGGAAGGCAGUUCAAAGCCAUUUAAUAGCCUUGUGAGAUCAAAAUCUCUCCCUGAAUCAUCCACAAGUCUUGGUCACAGAGCCAUUGAUACCAACAAGGGCAGGUCCAAAGUUCCUGAAGAGUUGACUAAGUCAAAAAGCUUGAAAUGGUCUCUGAAAGGUAGAGUCUCAAAGUUUCUUUUCUCAAGGAACAAGAAAGCAAGUAAGGAGAGAUCUUAUGAGGAAAAUUCAGAAAGCUUGGAUUCUCGGUGUAACGAUGAAUGUGAUGCAUCAGUGUCUACCAGAAGAAUGGUCUCUCGUGAGAUAGGCUUAUCAGUUGCAAGGUCAGCAACUUUUGGAAACUCCAGCGAGUGGCGUGAUGAGCCGAGUCCAGUUUCAGUCUUGGAAACUUCUUUUGAUGAAGAAGAUGGAAUGUUUUUUAAUUCCUCUGUUUUGAAUAGAUCAUCCUCUUCUCUUGAACCGGAGAUGAUGAUGUCCAUGAGAUCCAACUUAUUAGGCAAAUCUCCAUCCAUUGGUCGGAAUUUCUCAUUUGACGACUCAACAGUAUCUCGGUGCUACUCAUCAAAACGCUCUACUAUUUCCACAAGGGACGAGGAAGAAGUCUUGUGUCUCCUCAUCAACACACUCUUAUCAGCAGCCGGUCUAGAUGAAGAGUCAGAGUCAUUGUCCAUACUAGACAAUCUUUUGUCUAAAUGGUAUUCCGUAGAAAGCCCAUUAGACCCAUCUCUGAGAGACAGCUAUGCAAACUCAGCAGAACAGCAAAGACUUGGAACCAACGUGAAGAAGCUUGUGUUCGACCUCGUCAACACACUGCUUUUGGAGCUAACACCGAGCUAUCUCGGAACUCGUAGUCCCAAGAUUCUCACUGGCAAGACAUUGGGGGAUUAUGUGGUAAACAGGAUGAAAGAAUGUUUAAAGGGUAAGGGGAGAGUGGAAGAUCGGUGGUGGGAUGAAGAUGGAGACUUGAGUAGUUUGGCAGUGAAUAGAGUGGUGAGGAUGGAAGUGGCGGAGAUUGGUUCACCGGAGAGUUUGAGGUUGGAGAUGGAUUACAUGGGAGAAGAAUUAGAGUUGAAGUUGCUGGAGGAGUUAGUGGAGGAGUUUUUGAUGGAUUUUUCAGAACAAUCCAAAUUCUUCAUUCCAAGUAUUUGUUAAUCAUUUUGUGAAUGUAUAUUAUGAUACGGUUUUAUCGUGUGUAUAUGGUUGAAUCACAUUGUAUUUUUUGUUUGGUUUCUAGUUUGGGGUGAAUGAUAAUUGAAACAACAAUUGUUUUGAGUAAUCCGAUUUUUUCAUCAACGCUGAGAUAACCGGAUAACUUUUUUUUUU
This is a messenger RNA of Eruca vesicaria subsp. sativa (arugula), 2628 nucleotides long. Lineage: Eukaryota; Viridiplantae; Streptophyta; Magnoliopsida; Brassicales; Brassicaceae. The record is from the annotation of a GenBank genome assembly.